This is a messenger RNA of Catharus ustulatus (Swainson's thrush), 3389 nucleotides long. Its product is annotated as cytochrome P450 7B1. Gene Ontology annotation, biological process: cholesterol homeostasis; bile acid biosynthetic process. The record is from RefSeq and is a predicted model, not a curated record. Lineage: Eukaryota; Metazoa; Chordata; Aves; Passeriformes; Turdidae. Bases 169 to 1428 code for a protein of 419 amino acids. Gene Ontology annotation, molecular function: steroid hydroxylase activity; heme binding; iron ion binding. The transcript has 5 exons.
ACUGGAGAGCCCCCACUAAUAAAUGGCUGGAUUCCUUACCUUGGGAAAGCUUUGAUUUUUAGAAAAGAUGCUUACAAAUUCUUACUGGAUCAGCAAAAGAAAUUUGGAGAUAUUUUCACUGUACAUAUUGCUGGUGAGAAAUAUUUUAGUAGAUAUAUUACCUUUAUCAUGGACCCAUUUCAAUACGUCUAUGUCAUCCGAAAUAGCAAGCAACUUGAAUUUCAUGAAUUUGCUAAUAAAAUGGCAUCCAAAACUUUUGACUACCCAGCCUUGUCAAAAGGAAAAUUCCCUGAACUCAAGGAAAACCUGCACAGAAUCUACCAGUAUCUACAAGGCAAACCUUUGGAUAUCAUUUCUGACCACAUGAUGAAAAAUCUCCAGGAUAUAUUUGAAUGGAAAUGCUCACAAGCAACAGAUUGGGAAACAGAAAAAAUGUACAAAUUCUGCUGCUCUGUAAUGUUUGAAGCCAGUUUUGUAACACUAUAUGGAAGAGUUCCUGCUGCAGAUGGCCACAAAGUUAUUAGUGAAAUCAGAGACAAAUUUAUCAAGUUUGAUGCCAGCUUUCCCUAUUUAGCUGCAAACAUACCAAUUGAGUUGCUAGGAGCUACCAAGAAGGUUCGGAAGGAGCUUAUACAUCAUUUUUUACUUCAGAACAUGACAAAAUGGCUGGGAGGGUCAAAAGUGGUCCAAGCCAGACAAGAUAUAUUUGAGAAAUAUGAGCUGCUUGGAGAUUAUGACAAAGCAGCACAUCAUUUUGCCUUCCUGUGGGCCUCUGUGGGAAACACGAUUCCAGCUACAUUCUGGGCCAUGUAUUAUCUUCUGCGGCACCCAGAAGCUCUUGCAGCGGUGCGUGACGAGAUUGACCAUUUGCUGCAGUCAACAGGUCAAAAGAGAGGGCCCACAUAUAACAUCCACCUCACCAGAGAACAAUUGGACAACCUGGUCUACCUAGAGAGUGCCUUAAACGAGAGUUUAAGAAUGUGCUCGUCCUCCAUGAACAUCCGCAUCAGCCAAGAGGAUUUUGUUCUCAAGCUUGAAGGGAAUCAAGAAGUCGUUUUGAGGAAAGGAGACUGGAUAGCCCUUUACCCGCAGAUUUUGCACAUGGACCCUGAGGUCUAUGAAGAUCCUAAGGAGUAUAAGUUCGAUCGAUACAUAGAGAAUGGCAAGAAGAAAACCACAUUCUACAAGGCAGGAAGAAAACUGAAGUAUUUCCUAAUGCCCUUUGGCUCUGGGAUCAGCAUGUGUCCAGGGAGGUUCCUCGCAAUGAAUGAGAUGAAGAUGUUUCUUUUCAUACUAUUGUCUCAUUUUGAUGUAGAACUAGCAGAAAACAAAGCUGUCAGACUUGAUAACAGUCGCAUGGGCCUUGGUAUCCUCCUGCCAGACGUUGAUAUUGCCUUUCGUUACAAGCUAAGGUCCUUAAGAAAUUGAGCAGCUGCCUAUAUGCUUCCCACUAAUAUCCGUGUUUGCUCUGUUUCAUCACUCAGCUUUGUAUUUUUGGAAACAUUUUCUUUUCCCUCUCUGCUUUUACCUCCUUCCUCUUUGUUCCUAAGGAGAAAAGCCAUUGGGCUGGAGGUAAAGACCAGAUGCAGGGACGUGCAACCUCAAUUUGUCCUGCUUGAGUUGUGAGAAGUGAGGUGACAUGACAAGAGUCUGGCCAAGUAAAUAGCCCAGCAUCUCUCCAAGGUGCAUCCCCAUACUCUUGACCAUGAGAUGAGCAGGAUUUGCAGGGAGGAUGAAUCCAGGUCACUUACAUGGGAAAUGGGCUCAGCAGCCCUCUGUCACGCGGUUAGACUGGGAAGUCCCAUACACCCAUCAUCUAGAGGAAUAUCAGCAUUUGCUCUUAGAAGCAUAAUAACAAGAAAGGGGGAGGAUCAGAGAAUGUCUUGUGAUUAUUAUCCUAACUUUAUAUUUACUUUAUUUCUUUCAUGGUUUUGAGUGUCUUAGCCCUUUAUUUGGGAGAUGUGAUGGAAGUUGUGUAGGGUGGUGGAGGAUGAUUUGCAAGAAUGUCUUACAACACGUUUCUAGCUUCAGGUUUAUGUACUGAGGGUGAAUGCUUUGCUUUCUUGCUCCUUUUUUUAUGUAGUGCAGUGCAGUGCAAAAAAAAAAAAUUAAAAUAUAUGAUUUCUUUCCUGCAGUCAUUUAAAGUCAGAAGGGAAAUUCUGUUGAUUUUAAUAGGCUCUCGAUCAAGGCUAAAUUAUAUAUUUUGGCUUUUGAGUCCCCCAGAAAACCAUAUUCUUCAGGGAAAAAAUAUAUAAGCCUGUUUGAAAUUAUUCUAUCACCUCGAAAAUUAGUUUCUCUUUCUCUCGCUGUUUCUUAGUAACAUGUUCGUGCAUUUAUUUUGACAAUUUCUUACAUUUUUUUAAUUUCUCCAAAAAAGCAAAAGAGAAAGAGGGUUUCAAGGGCAAGUGUGGUAUCUAAAAAUGCUUUUUAACAUUGUUUUACUUUGUCUAAGUUAUGCAUAUGCAGAGGAGUGUGACCUGUGUUUGGAAACAGACUUGUCCAUCUGCAAACUGGAAAACAGGCUCUUCCCUGGGGCCAGAAUUUGAGCAAGUGAAAACCCUGGGCAGCCGCAGAAGUUUAUACUGGCUGCCCAACCUGCUUCACUGGGUGCCCAGCUCUUGUUUGGAAAAUUAAUUUCCUAGCACACAAAAUCUGAGAUUUUGGACCCUGUUCUCUCUUCCCAGCCAUCUCUUCAGAGAUUGAUGAGGAUUCCCAUGGCUGCCCAGUCUCAAUUUGCCAAGAUGAUAAUUGUGACGACAGAAUUGCAUUCCUAAAAGACAUCUCUCUUUGGGAUGUGUCUUUCAAAAUCAGAAAUUCUUAGUACUUACAUACUAAGAAUUAUUUAUGGUUAUUUGUGUAAAUAACUGCCUAUUCAGUUAUUUGUGUAAAGCACAUACCCUAAAUAAGCAUCAGUAUCAGUAAAAAGACUUUCAGAGAUUGGUACAGCCCCAUUGCAAAUCCUCCAAGAAAAAAAUUGUGGUUUUGUGAGAUAUAUUGGAUAAACAUUUUCUCUUUGCAUAUAGUAUCAAUAAUAUCUACAAAUUUGGAGUACAUUUAUGUUAAAUAGCUUUGCAAUUGAUUAAAUGCUUUAACUUUACUUUAACAUUUAAUCAACAGCAAAAGCUGGUUAUUGCUUCGUGCCACAGAAUAAAAUUGGUUUUUAUGGAGACAUUCUUGUACUCAGGUUACUUACUCCUGUGGUUACUCUGUAGAAGCUAUUCUGUAUACUCAGCUGUAGCUCACAAUCCAGUUUGGAUAUUAGAGUCUGGUUUACUGAGACAGGGAAUGUUCAUAUCAUUACUCUGUUGACUGUAUUCCAUUAUUGCUUAUAUGUAAGCUGUAAAAUGUCUCAUGCUACAAUUAUGAUGAGUCCCUCUUUGGCAUCCAAC